UCUAUAGAUCUGCUCUACAUUGCAGUAGCAGAGAAUACGUCUCAUCUUUUGAGGAAAAAUACUUCUACACACAUCAACAAAUUUCACUUCAUAGUCUUAUCCUUCAGUCUCACUGUGACCUUGUGUGAAACUGAUCUGUUGUCAGUUUGUCUCGUUUUCCAGAGAUGUUGGAUGAUGCAGAGAGGAGCUCACACCUCAGGACUCCUGUGUGGAGAUGUUGGAGUCACACUUACCAACCCCAACACACACACACACACACACACACACACACACACACACACACACACGCACGCACACACACACACACACUGCAAGAAAGAAACUGCAUUCAGAAAUUAGAGAAAUUAUUCUUCCUGAAGAAACUGUUUUUCAAAGUUAAAUCAGGUACAUUUACAUUUCUUUUAUUUGGGCUAUUUUCAGUCUUAAUUCUGUGAGAUGUCAUUUGGAAAGCCAGUGACAGGAAAAUAUUUCACAAUUAGGGGCAUUUUGUUGUUCGCACAGGGAAAACACACAACACAGCACACACAGAAAUGAUUUUCUCUGACCUGUUGCUUUGUGACAGAUAUGCAAGUUUCAGAUAAAUAGCAUACAGUAGUUGACUAAUUUACAGAACUUGAGAGACCUCUAGUGGUCAAUAGUGACAAAACUGCACUGUUAAAUACUAACACAUAAAACUACUAAUAUUUAAAAUACUAAUGUCAAAUUACUUCACAAUCUAGCUAAUGAUCGAAAUGUUAUGUAGGACUGUUAUUAUCCGUGUAACUUGUGUCAAGUUAAAUGUUCCAUGCAUUGCUGAUUAUUCUUUAUUAUUUAUUGCAUUUAGGAUAUCUCUUCUAAGUUCCCUUCACCUCAUCAAAUGCUAUUAGUAAAAUGAAAACACUGUACAAGUAAAAACUAACAAGUUGCUUGAGAAUUAUCACAUAGAGAAGUUCCACACCAUCAAUUUGGUUUACAAACUCAUUCACUCUUGUUGAGCUUUGUACAAAUCUGCUCCCACCCUUUUUUGUCUUUUAUGUCUUGUGUCCAAGUACCAAGAUUAAUCUGUUGUCAUCCCGGCUACAUCUGAAAGUGGAGUAUACUGCCACCACCUGAAAGGAUGUAGGAGGUUUGUUAGAAGGCAUCUCUAGUUCCCUCCUCUGGCAGCCAAACGGACUUUAUGCAAUAACUGACCAGCCUGCCAGUUUCUGCUCAGCAUCCAUAUUUGCAUCCCAGGGAGUGGCAACCACUAAUCCCCCUUUUCCUGGCAAGAAAGCUGAAAGUUGGCCGGUUGUCGGACACCUCUCAGACGCUCUAAUAUCACAUAGAAAGCUAAACAUGGAGAGCGACAGCCACCACUCCCACAUCUAGUGCUGGUCCACAAGCCUUCAUCACCCAGGGAGGAGCUCUCAGAUCCUGGCCGUGUCCCUGCUACUGUAGAAUGAAUAUGCUCAAGUCCAGUGGACUGAAAAUCCCUGGCCGGGGGCCCAAGCAUUCCAGCCCAGUGGGAAGGACCUCAGCGGGUGGAACUUCUAGCCCCGUUGUCCCGAAAGACAAUUGUCCACUCAAGCCCACCACACCAACUAAAAUCUCUGAAGAGGGCGAUGAUGUUUUGGGAGAUUACACAGUGGGUGAACAGGUCUGGGUCAAUGGGGUCAAACUAGGAGUUAUCGCCUACCUAGGGGAGACCCAGUUUGCCCCUGGACAAUGGGCAGGCGUGAUACUGAAUGACCUAGUUGGCAAAAACGAUGGUUCAGUGGGUGGAGUGCGCUACUUUGAGUGCCAGCCCCUCCAGGGUAUCUUCACGCGACCCUCGAAGCUCACCCGACAGCCGGUUGGAGAGGGAAGUGACAGCCACUCCACUGACUCACUCUGUGCCCAGAAUCAGACUCAGCAGGGUGGCAGUGGCGCCCCUCCUGGCCAGCGGGUGGUAGUGCCACUCAGAGAGGGCCUCCUCAACAGCGCAGUGAAAACGGGCAACGAGUCGGGGUCCAACAUGUCUGACAGCGGUUCGGUUAAGAAAGGUGGGGAUAAGGAUCUUCGAGUUGGAGAUCGAGUUUUGGUGGGAGGCUCUAAGAUGGGAGUCAUACGCUACAUGGGCGAGACAGACUUCGCCAAGGGUGAAUGGUGUGGGGUCGAGCUGGAUGAGCCCCUGGGGAAGAACGACGGUGCAGUAGCUGGUACAAGAUACUUCCAGUGUCUUCCUAAGUUUGGUUUGUUUGCUCCGAUCCACAAGGUGAUCCGCAUCGGCUUCCCCUCCACCAGCCCGGCCAAAGCUAAGAAGAGCAAGCGGAUGGCCAUGGGGGUUUCCUCUCUGGCCCACAGCCCCAGCAGCUCCUCCAUCAGUUCAGUCAGCUCGGUGGCCUCCUCUGUGGGUGGACGACCGAGCCGAACUGGACUGCUGACCGAGACAUCGUCGCGCUACGCCCGUAAGAUCUCGGGCACCACCGCGCUCCAGGAAGCCCUGAAGGAGAAGCAGCAGCACAUCGAGCAGCUGCUGGCUGAGAGGGACAUGGAGCGGGCUGAGAUGGCUAAGGCCACCAGCCACAUCUGUGAGGUGGAGAAGGAGCUGAGCGUCUUGAAGUCACAGCACGUGCAGUAUGUAACGGAGAAUGAAAGCACCCUCCAGCAGGUUAAAGCCAUGUUGGCCAGCGCACAGAAAGAUAAACUGGAAUUGUCCAAUCAGCUUGAAGAAGAGAAAAGGAAGGUGGAGGACCUCCAAUUCAGAGUAGAGGAGGAAUGCAUCACCAAAGGAGACCUGGAGCAUCAGACGAAAUUGGAACACGCCCAUAUUCGUCAGCUUCAGCAGAACCUGCUCCUCGAAAAGUCGAGAGUAGAGUCGCUCCAGAAAGAAUUAGACAAGAGGAGGCAAACCACAGUUGAAGAGCAGAGUCGUAUCAUGCAGUUGGAGGAGGAGCUCCACCUCAGGAGAGCUGAGGUUGAGAACCUCCAGGCUCAACUCAGAGGAUCUGACCCAAGCUUGCCGCGAGUCAACAACAGCGAGGCUGCUCCCGGGUCCGAGACCCAGCCGGAGACCCUCCUCCUGCAUGAGCGGCUGGUGUCGGUGAGCCGCGAGCACUACAAGGAGAGCAGCGAGCUUAAAGAGAAGUACGAUACGGCAUUAGCAGCAAGCCAGCGGGAGAUAGAGUCGCUGAAGGCCAUGGUGGAAAGUAAGAACCAGGACAUCAGUGAGAUGAAGCAGAAAGUUCAACAGGCCACCAAGGAAAAUAUGGAAAUGAUGGACACCUGGAAGGAAAAAUAUGACACUUUAGUGAGCGACCACCAGCGUUCCUUGGAGGAACUGAAGGCCACACUGAGUAGUGAUCAUUCUACGCCAGCAGGCCAAGAGCAGGACGCCCAGGAGCUGAGAGCCACUCUGGAGGGCCUUAAGAUGGAGCACCAGCUGGAGAUGGAGAAUCUCAAGGCCAAACAUAAGAUUGAAGCUGCCAUUCUGACCAAGGAACGUGAAGACCUCUGCGCUCGUCUUCAGGAGGCCAAAGAUCAGCUGGCUGGGGGCAACCAGACAUGGAGGACUGAGGUAGAGGCCAAAAGCAGCAAGCAUGCCCUGGAGGAGGCUACUGAGAAACAACAGAAGGCGGAGCAGAGGCUGGCGGAGAUGGAGAAGUUACAAGUGGAGCAGGACAAAAGCACAGGGGAGCUGCGAGAGAGGCUGGAGCUGUCAGAGAAGAAGAUGAUGGACUACCAGGCUCUGCAGAAGGCUCAGGCAGAGAGCCGAGAGGAGAUCCAGAAACUGGAGGAGAAGCUGAGGGUGACUGCGAACCAGCUCCAGGCCAUCCAGACAGACCGCUACACAUCCCAUGAUGCAAAUGUGAUAGAGGAUAAUGAAAUUUCAGAUGAGAAGAUGAAGCUAAAACAGAAUAUCGAAGAAACAAUGGAGAAGUUGAUGAAAAGGGAAAAGGAGGUCUCAACUCUCACUUCCCAGGUUGAAGCCCUCAAAUCCCAGAUUGGAGCACUGGAGGGAAAAGUUCGCUCAGGGGAAAAGAAAGUCGAAGCCCUGGCCAAGGAGAAGAUGUGUGUGGAGGCAGAGCUUGAGUCCAUGACAAAGAAGUCCCACGAUGCCUCUGGGCAGCUGGUCAACAUCAGCCAGGAGCUGCUGAGGAAAGAGAGGAGUCUGAAUGAACUGAGGGUGUUACUCCUGGGAGCACAUCGCCAUUCACGGGACAUGGAGAAGGACCUGCACAAGGCCGAGUGGAAAGUCAAGGAGCAGAAACUUCAGGAUGACAUCAAGACCCUGCGUGAAAAAUUGCUUCUAUUGGGUCAGGAACGGUCUUCACCUGAUCACAGGCGGUACUCCAUGCUGGACCCCUCGGCCGUGGACUCUGAGGUGAGCCGCCUCCGUCAGCGGCUGCUGAGCACUGAGGACGCCCUGAGGAACGCCUUGGAACACAACCAGCAAGUCGACCAGCUGGUCCAGGCCAUGCGCAGGCAUCCAGAUAAAAGCCCGGUGCAUGGUGCAAAUUCAGCCAAUGGAAUUCAUCAUCAGGAGUCAGACAGUCCUCGAGAUGUUGGAACAACACUGAUAUGAGCAGAAGAGAUGAGACUGAACUGGGUACAUCUUAAAGAAAAGCUCCUCCGACGUUUCUCCUGAUCCUGCGAUGGACGUCCGAAGAACAUUUCAGUUUACAGUUAAUACCAAAACAGCAAAUCUCUAUCUCGAGUGAAUUUAUGUGUUGUUGCAGAAAGCACCUAUUAGCCAAUCAUGAAGAAGUACUAUAAAAUAUAAACAGGAAACGGGACAUGGACAUGAGAUAUUAUCGGUACAACUCCUGAGUACAUUACAGUAUGGCAACUUUUGAUGCUUUACAGUAGUUAGAAAUUUUGAAUCUACAAGUUGCCUGGAACUCUGUGACAAUUCAGAAUUUCGAUCCGGAAGACAAAACGGCUGAUGGACAACGAUGAGAAGAAAGAAGUACUGGGUGUCGGUCACUUUGUUUGUUUUAUUUAUUACUUUUACUUCCUCAGCUUUGUAAUAAUCCUCUUGGGUGAGCCGUCUUGGCCAGUGAUAGUCAGAGCAUCUCUGCAAGGAUGACACCGAUUAUGUUUUAGUGGGUUUGGCUCAUUUGUCACCAUACUUAAUACCUGAUGAGAGAAUUGGUAGCAAAGUCAUUACAGUUACCUCUGUACAGUGUGCCUCCGGCUUUAGUGUACAAUAAGAUAUGUAAUUGUACGUGACCGUUAUUGGGACUCCACCCUUCUUGGCUGUGAUUAGGUUUAAUCCAUUUGUGUUAUAAUGGAUUCCAAUGGUGGCUGUUUUUUUUGUUGUAAAAAGGUUUAGAGUCCACAAAAACUCCCACAACAUAAUCCACUUCUUCGAUUUUCAUCAAUGUGCUGAGUCGCAAUUUUUAUUCACCAAGAUACACCAAAAAAAACACACUUUUGAGACUGUAAAAGACAGAUCUGAAGUGGUCCGAUUAGUUUUUUGUGUUUAUUGACUGAAAAUUGACGUCUUUAACAUUUAUGAAGUCAGUUUCAAAAAGUGUGCAAGACCCUGUGCUGUCUGGUUAACAUCAAGAGCAAGUUACAGUACUCUAUAAGUAUCCUGAAUACAUUUUAUACUCUCUGAAAUCCAUAUCAGGAAUAAAUUAGAACCUUUAAGUAAGCAAUCAAGCACAACAACACAAAGCAGAGUGUUCUAAGCAGCACGGCCUAGACCUGCUCUAAAUUAAAAGUGCCCUGAGAUAACUCCUGUUAUGAUUUGGUGCUAUAUAAAUAAAAUUAAAUUGGACCUCCCUGCCAUCCUUUGAGUGCAUUACCACACGUGUUAAACUGUUGAACUAGGUUUGAGGUGUUUGAACACAGCAAAUCGCACAAACAAUUAUUUCUGUGCCAGUGACAUAACAUGAAUCGCCCAUGAUGCCAUUAUGUGUUCUAAAUUAUCCACGAGGAGAGAGUUUUAUUUGUUACAGGCCUGACAGGGAUGAAUUCAACCAACCAAUUCUCUCUUCAGUUAUUGGGUAAGGAGAGUUUCCUAUAAAGUAGUCCUUUUUAGCCAUCGCACAUCAGGGGGCUCCCUGGCUUAAUGAGUUAAUGAACCUGGGAGGUUCUGCUGAAUUCAGCUCUAAGUUAUGUUACUGUAUGUUUAUAGACUGAAUAUAGUGAAUUAUUCCAGACUUUUGCGUUCUCUUAAACUCAGUCUGACCCUGUACCAAUACACCUCUUACCCUAUCAGUAAUGAUCAGCUAUUUCAUUUAAUCAGUAAUGAUCAGCUAUUUCAUUUACAGUGGACUAUGUAUCAGUACAGACUCUAUCCAUGCACUAGUAUUAAUUAAUUAUAUAUGGUACAUGAUCGCAGCCCUAUUUGAUGCUCAUUUGAGCCCAUUUUGAUGCUGUAUCAAAAUGUCCCUGGAUUACUUUGCUGACCUUUUGUUAAGUAGGGGCUACUGAAGGGUAGUCACAGCAGCUAAAACCCAAACAACGGAUGUAAGAUGUUACACUCAAUCUUCCCCAGGUUGACAACAUCUGGAUUUCAUUUGCAAAAAUGUGAUCAAUUUGAAUAGAAAUUAUACUUUAAGUCUUCCAAGUAUUGUUUUAUCCAUCUGUCAACUAAACAAGGAGAUCCUGUUUGUAGUUGGUCAUAGGUUGAUAUUGCUUUGCAGGAGACAUUACACAGAGGUGAGUGGUAUGGAAAGCUUGGAAGAUUGUCUCCUAAGCAAAAAACAUGCAGGGCAGGCGCUGGUCAGCUAAGAUAAAAUCAAAAUUUUCCAUUGGAUAUUGUAUAUGGCCUUUUCAGCUGGAGGGUUCAUACCCUUUGGAUUAUUGCUGCAAUGGUUUCAGAGAUUGAGUCAUUAAAUAUUAACAAUGUGGGCAAGGG
Messenger RNA from Micropterus salmoides (largemouth bass), 6808 nucleotides. It is a transcript of the gene clip2, whose product is annotated as CAP-GLY domain containing linker protein 2. The record is from RefSeq and is a predicted model, not a curated record. Gene Ontology annotation, biological process: cytoplasmic microtubule organization. Gene Ontology annotation, cellular component: cytoplasm; microtubule plus-end; nucleus. Gene Ontology annotation, molecular function: microtubule plus-end binding. Lineage: Eukaryota; Metazoa; Chordata; Actinopteri; Centrarchiformes; Centrarchidae. The coding region runs from base 1418 to 4522 and encodes 1034 amino acids. The transcript has 19 exons.